Molecule: messenger RNA, 1687 nt
Organism: Hibiscus syriacus
Lineage: Eukaryota; Viridiplantae; Streptophyta; Magnoliopsida; Malvales; Malvaceae
Product: tubulin beta chain-like
Exons: 3
Coding region: 157-1497 (446 amino acids)
Biological process (GO): mitotic cell cycle; microtubule cytoskeleton organization
Cellular component (GO): cytoplasm; microtubule
Molecular function (GO): GTP binding; structural constituent of cytoskeleton; GTPase activity
Source: RefSeq, a predicted model, not a curated record
GCGUUAAUUAGGCAACACAGUUCAUCCCCUUCCAGCGUUCACUCCCGUCCAUACAUUCCCCAUCAAAAAGCAAAGCAACCCACUCUCUUCGAUCCCCCAUCACCUCAUUUUCCCACGAAAACGAACAGAAAUAUCUAAACCCUUGUGAAGGAAAACAUGAGAGAAAUCUUGCAUAUCCAAGGAGGUCAAUGUGGGAACCAGAUCGGGGCUAAGUUCUGGGAAGUCAUAUGCGACGAGCACGGAAUCGACAACACCGGCAAGUAUAACGGCGACUCAGAUCUUCAGCUGGAGCGGAUCAAUGUCUACUACAAUGAAGCCAGUGGCGGUAGGUAUGUCCCUCGCGCUGUUCUCAUGGAUCUGGAACCCGGUACUAUGGACUCCGUCAGAUCUGGUCCUUUUGGCCAGAUCUUUCGUCCCGAUAACUUCGUCUUCGGUCAGUCUGGUGCUGGGAACAACUGGGCCAAGGGUCAUUACACCGAGGGAGCUGAACUCAUUGAUUCCGUUCUUGACGUCGUAAGAAAAGAAGCUGAGAACUGUGAUUGUUUACAGGGAUUUCAAGUUUGUCAUUCGUUGGGAGGAGGUACCGGAUCUGGAAUGGGAACCCUUCUGAUUUCCAAGAUUAGGGAGGAGUAUCCGGAUCGCAUGAUGUUGACUUUUUCGGUAUUCCCUUCUCCUAAGGUGUCUGAUACAGUUGUUGAACCAUACAAUGCUACCCUUUCUGUUCAUCAGCUUGUUGAGAAUGCUGAUGAAUGCAUGGUGUUGGACAAUGAAGCUCUCUAUGACAUCUGCUUCCGCACCCUCAAGCUGGCCACGCCAACUUUUGGUGAUCUUAACCACCUCAUCUCUGCUACCAUGAGUGGUGUCACAUGCUGUCUAAGGUUUCCUGGACAGCUGAACUCUGAUCUUCGUAAGCUGGCUGUCAAUCUUAUUCCCUUCCCUCGACUACACUUCUUCAUGGUUGGAUUUGCACCCCUGACAUCCAGAGGAUCACAGCAGUACCGGAACCUGACUGUCCCCGAGCUGACUCAGCAGAUGUGGGAUGCCAAAAACAUGAUGUGUGCUGCUGACCCACGCCAUGGCCGAUACCUUACUGCUUCUGCAAUGUUCCGGGGUAAGAUGAGCACUAAGGAGGUUGAUGAACAAAUGAUCAAUGUCCAGAAUAAGAAUUCAUCAUACUUUGUUGAGUGGAUUCCUAACAACGUGAAGUCUAGCGUGUGCGACAUCCCACCUAAGGGUCUGAAACUGGCAUCCACUUUCAUCGGAAAUUCAACUUCCAUUCAGGAGAUGUUUAGGAGGGUUAGCGAGCAGUUUACUGCAAUGUUCAGGAGGAAAGCUUUUUUGCAUUGGUACACUGGUGAGGGAAUGGAUGAGAUGGAGUUUACUGAAGCAGAGAGUAACAUGAAUGAUUUAGUUGCAGAGUAUCAGCAAUACCAGGAUGCAACUGCAGACGACGAGUACGAGGAAGUAGAGGAAGAAGAAGAGGAUUUUAAUGCUUGAGUUAUUAAUGAUAUGUAUAACUCGGUUGCGAGAUGUUUAUGUUGUCAAACUUUAGUUGACAUAACAUAAUAUAUGUGAUUGUUGUGAGUUCUACGUUGUAUCUUUGAUGGAUUGAGUUCUUGUGACUCUACAUUUGCUUCUACAGCUUUUGAUGAAUGAUAAGACUUGAAUUAAUAUUAUUUGUCUACUA